Molecule: messenger RNA, 2865 nt
Organism: Brassica napus (rape)
Lineage: Eukaryota; Viridiplantae; Streptophyta; Magnoliopsida; Brassicales; Brassicaceae
Exons: 7
Coding region: 1-2865 (954 amino acids)
Source: RefSeq, a predicted model, not a curated record
AUGGAUAAGUCGUGGAUUUGGCUUCCAAGGAAUAGCCACGAGUAUUCAGAAGGAGCAACUAAUUUUGUGAAUUCGUCCGCAAAAAGAUUGGGAAGUCUGUCUGAAAUGCUAUGCCCUUGUAGAGACUGCCGCAAUCUGAGCCAUCAGUCACUGGAUAAAAUUGUGGAGCAUUUGGUGAUUAGGGGUAUGGAUAAGAAGUAUAAGAGUUCUCGUUGGAGUAUUCAUGGAGAAAAAAGAGAUUCUGCAGAAGACAGUGUUCUUCAAUAUGAAACAGAGGCGUUUGAUUUGUUUAAGACAAUAUUCUCCAUGGACGAAGGUGGUCCAAACCCGACAACUGACAACGAAGACGAUGAAGCACCAGAGGAAAUUGAGUUUAAGAAAAAGCUCAGAGACGCUCAAACGCCAUUAUACUCGGAUUGUCUCAAGCACACAAAGGUUUCAGCUAUCAUGGGACUUUACAGAUUCAAGGUUAAAAGUGGUGUGUCGGAGAACUACUUUGAUCAGCUGUUGGUUUUACUUGAGGAUUUGCUACCUGAAGACAAUGUUCUUCCCAAGAGUUUAGCUGCAAUCAAGAAAUUUCUGAAGAUCUUUGGGUUCGGCUACGACAGUAUUCAUGCUUGCAAGAAUGAUUGCAUAUUGUAUAGGAAGGAGUAUGAGAACCUAGAAAGCUGUCCAAGAUGCAAAGUUUCAAGAUGGGAAAUGGAUAAGCACAGUAAUGAGUUAAAGGUGGGGAUUCCGGCAAAGGUCCUUAGAUAUUUUCCAAUCAAGGACAGGUUUAGGAGGAUGUUUAGAUCACAAAGGAUGGCUGAAGAUCUGCGUUGGCACUAUACCAAUGCCACUGAAGAUGGUACAAUGCGGCACCCUGUUGAUUCUAUCUCUUGGGCACAAGUGAAUGCUAAAUGGCCAGACUUUGCUGCUGAUCCACGGAAUCUUCGACUUGGGAUUUCUACAGAUGGGAUGAACCCUUUCUCCAUGCAAAGCACCAAUCACAGCACAUGGCCAGUGUUGUUAGUGAACUAUAACACGCCUCCAACCAUGUGUAUGAAGGCUGAGAAUAUAAUGCUGACUUUGUUGAUCCCUGGUCCUACUGCUCCUGGUAACAACAUUGAUGUUUACCUAGCACCACUGAUAGACGAUCUAAAGGAUUUGUGGGCUGAGGGUAUUGAAGUUGACUAUCCAGCCUUAGGAACACUGUCUGGAUGUAAAGUAAAGGGGAAACAAGCCUGCAAUGUAUGUGGAAAGGAUACACCUGCAAGGUGGCUUAAGUUUAGCCGCAAACCUCUAGAGAAGGAAAAAAAAUGGAAAAGACUAGAGUUGGAAGAUGAUGAGAGGUUACAAGAAGAAGAGUGUGAAGAAUCAAAUGAACUAUGGCGGUGGAAGAAGAGAUCAAUAUUCUUUGAUCUACCUUACUGGAAGGAGUUGCCUGUUCGUCACAAUAUUGAUGUUAUGCACGUAGAAAAGAAUGUGUCCGAUGCUAUAUUGUCUCUGUUGAUGCAAAGUGCGAAGUCAAAAGAUGGGUUGAAAGCAAGAAAAGACUUAGAAGAUAUUGGAAUCAGAAAGCACUUGCACACAGAGGUGAGGGGAAAGAAAACAUACUUACCUCCUGCUGCCUACUGGUUAUCGAAGAGAGAGAAGACCAUUUUCUGCCAAAGGUUAGCUAAGUUUAGAGGCCCUGAUGGUUAUUGUGGUAAUAUUGCGAAUAGUGUUUCAGUUAACCCUCCAAAUAUUGGUAGUUUAAAGUCGCAUGAUCAUCAUGUCUUAGUACAGAACUUGUUACCAGCUGCAUUAAGAGGGUUGUUACAUAGGGGUCCUAGGAUAGCCAUAAAUAGAUUAUGCAGUUACUUCAACAGGUUGUGUCAGCGCAUCAUUGACCCAGAGAAACUUAUAUCCAUGGAGACAGAGUUUGUGGAGACAAUGUGUCAGCUGGAGCGCUUCUUCCCUCCAGCCCUUUUUGAUAUCAUGUUUCACCUUCCACUACAUUUAUCAAGAGAGGCACGGUUGGGAGGACCAGUUCACUUCCGAUGGAUGUAUCCCUUCGAAAGGUACAUGAAAACACUAAAGGCUUUUGUUAAGAAUUAUGCAAGGCCAGAAGCAUGUAUGGCUGAGGCGUAUUUAGCUGGAGAAUGUGUUGCAUUUUGUUUAGAGUUCCUUAAAGAAUCAGUAUCAGUUCAAGAAGCAGUUAAUCGUAAUGAAGAUGUUGAGGCUGAUAGAAUGGUGGUUGAAGGCCGACCUCUGCAGAAGGGUAUAGAGAUUCAUUUAGACUCAAAAGAUAGUCAUUCUAAGGAGAUAAGGUGGUUGGCAUUUGGACCAAGAAAUGUUGCUUUAGCACAUAAAGGAUUCAUCAUCAAUGGCCAACGGUUUCAUACUGAUGCGGUCAAGCUGAAGACACAAAACAGUGGAGUAACUUAUGAAGCCUUUAGCAUGUGUAGAUCAAGUGCAAGAGAUAUGAGACAGGUCGCGGAUAUGAUUACAUACUAUGGAGUGAUAAAGGAGAUUUUGGUCAUCGACUAUCACAUGUUCAAAGUGCCACUCUUUAGAUGCAACUGGGCAAACACAGCGAAUGGUGUGAAGGAAGAAGAUGGCUUCACUCUUGUUAACCUUCAUAUGAACCAAGCAGCCUAUUUGAAAGAUCCAUUCAUUCUACCUUCUCAAGCGAAACAGGUUUUCUACUCUAGGGAGGAUGAUGCUUCAAAUUGGUAUGUUGUUAUGAGAGCACCACCUAGAGGUUAUCAUGAGUUGGAAACAGAAGAGGAUUUAGGUGGUGCUCCUUUACCUGUCCAAGAAGUUGAUGAUAUGGGUGAUGAUAUGGAUGAUGAUAGUGUAUAUGUUAGGGAUGAUUGUGAAGGUUUAUUAGUGGUAGAUUGA